AAACAAAAAACUAAAACGAGAGCAAGUGAGCAACUCUUCGAAAUGCGUUUUCAAUUAAAUUUAAAAAUCUCAUUAUACUUUCUAAAUCAAGAAUAGUAAUCUUAUCUUAUUGCUUCUCAAUCUCCUCCAGAGAACUCUACCGUUCCUGAAAUUGCUGCUAUGGACGAUGCAAAAGCGCUUCAAUUCAUCGAAGAAGUGACUGAGAAUGCGGACAAGGUGCAGCAAACUACAUUAGCCGGAAUACUAUCCGAAAACAGAGAGGUUGAAUAUCUGAAGCGUUUCAAUCUCGAUGGCGCCACGGAUCGGGAGGCGUUCAAGUCAAAAAUUCCGGUGGUAACCUACGAAGAUAUCCUGCCUUUCAUCCGAAGAAUAGCCGACGGAGAUCGCUCCCCGAUUUUGAGCUCUCAACCCAUCUCUGAUUUCGUCAUCAGCAGCGGAACUUCAGGUGGCGAAGGAAAACUCAUUCCAGCCGUUAAACAAGAUCAGGAUAUCCGACUAUUGCAAUCCGUUCUUGCUCGUGCUAUUCUCAACCGGCACGUGAAGGGGCUGGACGAAGGGAAAUCCCUGCACUUCGUGUUCAUAAAGCCCGAGAGAAGGACGAAGGGCGGGCUCAUGGUCCGCUCCGUGAUCACCAGGUUGUUCAAAGUCGAUAUUAAAAAUAUGCCUGGUGAUGCAAUGAAGGCAUCAUCAAGCCCGUAUGAAGCCGUGUGCUGUGAGGAUAUAUUCCAGAGCAUGUAUACUCAGAUGCUCUGCGGGCUUUAUGAGCGGGAACUUAUUCUCCGAGUCGGGGCCGUAUUUGCCUCGGGCCUACUACGGGUCAUCAGGUUUCUCCAGCUCAACUGGCGAGAACUAACUCAUGAUAUCCGGACCGGGUCGCUCGACUCGAGAGUGGAUGAUCAAGCGAUCCGCGGGUGCAUGGGCCGGGUGCUGCGGGCCGAACCGGAGCUGGCUGACUUGCUAGCUCGGGAAUGCGAGAAGGAUAACUGGGAAGGGAUCAUCACUAGGAUUUGGCCUAAUGCCAAAUUUAUUGAGACGAUAGUGACCGGUUCGAUGUCACAAUACAUCCCAACCGUUGAUUACUACAGCGGCGGAUUGCCGGUGAUCAGCGCUAUGUACGUCUCGUCGGAGUGCGCAGUCGGAAUUAAUUUGGAUUCCUUCUGCAAUCCUUCCGAAGUCUCCUAUACGUUCAUGCCACAGGCAGCCUACAUGGAGUUCCUACCUCUCGACAACCCGGAGUUUUCUGAACCGGUGGACUUGGUGAAUGUCGAGAUAGGAAAGGAAUACGAGCUCGUCGUCACCACCUACAACGGUCUGUACCGGUACAGAGUCGGCGACAUUUUCCGAGUCACCGGGUUCCACAACUCCGCGCCGCAGUUCCGGUUCCUCGCUCGGCGGAAUGUCCUGCUUAGCAUCGACUCGGAUAAAACCGACGAGACCACUCUUCAGGGUGCGGUGGAGAGGGCGUACAAACUGCUCGACGAGUCCAAAGUGGUCGUGGUGGACUACACGAGCUACGCAGACACCGCGACGAUCCCGGGCCACUACGUGAUAUUCUGGGAGCUGCUGUUGAAGGAUCCGGAUGGUUGGCCUAGUGGCGAAGUGGUUGAGCAGUGUUGUCUUGCGAUGGAGGAGGCAAUGGAUUCGGUGUACCGGCAGGGUCGGGUGGUCGGCAAGUCGAUCGGGCCGUUGGAGAUUCGGAUUGUGGAGAGGGGGAGCUUUGAAGAGCUGAUGGACUAUGCUGUGGAGAAGAGGAGUGCUACUUUUAGUCAGUAUAAAACGCCCAAGUGUGUGAAGUUGAAGGAAAUGGUGGAGCUUCUCAACAAGAGGGUUGUGGCUGCGCAUUUUAGCACAGCUCUUCCACAUUGGGCGGCGGAGGAACGCCUCUGAUCUUAAUAUGUAUGAGUAUUUUUUGUAAUGCAACUUCUUGUGCAACAAUAUUGUAAUACUUACACUUGUAUUUGUAUAGGAACACUUAUUUGGUAAUCAGAGCUAUAUAUAUCUUGCUUCUUAUAUUA
Messenger RNA from Salvia splendens (bonfire salvia), 2015 nucleotides. Its product is annotated as probable indole-3-acetic acid-amido synthetase GH3.1. Lineage: Eukaryota; Viridiplantae; Streptophyta; Magnoliopsida; Lamiales; Lamiaceae. The record is from RefSeq and is a predicted model, not a curated record. Gene Ontology annotation, molecular function: acid-amino acid ligase activity. Gene Ontology annotation, cellular component: cytoplasm. Bases 160 to 1887 code for a protein of 575 amino acids. The transcript has 4 exons.